UAAAUGGGGUUUCAAGUACAAUCAUUCCACAACAGAGAUUAUAGAUUGUGAAAUACAUAUGAUGCCUCGGUGUCAUAUCCCAAGUCUGCAGGCGUGUUUUGCUUUACAAUGGUUGAUACCGAAAUGCCGUUUUGGCCCAUAAGCUUUGGUAUUAACCCAGUUGAUCUUUCUACGAUGGAUGAACACUCCCAUGCAUUUGACAUAAAGCCUUUCACCACCGUUGAUUUUUCCAGCCUUUCUUCUCCACAUUAUGAGGAUCUUCCUCUUGCAAGAACUGACCAGAUAGCCCUUGACUAUAAAUAUGAUGUGAAAUUUCAAGAUUGUCAAAAUGCAAUCAAAGUGGAACCUCCAUCUCCACCAUAUUUCUCAGAAAAACUUCAGAUGUACAGUAAACCUCACGAAGAAGCCUCUAGUUCUCUCAUGGCUAUUGAAUGCAGGGUGUGUGGGGACAAAGCUUCUGGAUUUCAUUACGGAGUGCAUGCAUGUGAAGGCUGCAAGGGUUUCUUUCGCAGAACAAUCCGUUUAAAAUUAAUCUAUGAUCGAUGUGAUCUCAACUGUCGCAUUCAUAAAAAAAGUAGAAAUAAAUGUCAAUAUUGCCGAUUCCAGAAGUGUCUUGCAGUUGGAAUGUCACAUAAUGCUAUUAGGUUUGGGCGAAUGCCGCAAGCUGAGAAGGAGAAACUGUUGGCAGAGAUUUCCAGUGACAUCGACCAGCUGAACCCUGAGUCCGCCGAUCUGCGAGCCCUGGCCAAGCUGCUGUAUGAUUCAUACAUAAAGUCUUUCCCCCUGACCAAAGCCAAGGCAAGGGCAAUCUUGACAGGAAAGACAACAGACCAGUCACCAUUUGUCAUUUAUGACAUGAAUUCCUUAAUGAUGGGAGAAGACCAGAUCAAGUGUAAACAUUUGACCCCCAUGCAAGAGCAAAACAAAGAGGUGGCCAUACGUAUCUUCCAGCGCUGCCAGUUUCGCUCAGUGGAAGCUGUUCAAGAAAUCACUGAAUUUGCCAAAAGCAUUCCAGGUUUUGUGAGUUUAGACCUGAAUGACCAAGUAACUCUCCUGAAAUAUGGAGUGCAUGAGAUCAUCUAUACACUCCUAGCCUCCAUGAUGAAUAAAGAUGGUGUUCUCAUAUCCAAUGGACAAGGAUUCAUGACUCGGGAGUUCCUAAAGAGUCUACGGAAACCUUUCUGUGACUUUAUGGAGCCAAAGUUUGAGUUUGCUGUCAAAUUCAAUGCACUGGAAUUAGACGACAGUGACCUGGCAAUAUUUAUAGCUGUCAUUAUUCUCAGUGGAGAUCGCCCUGGAUUACUGAAUGUGAAGCCUAUUGAAGAUAUUCAAGACAGUUUGCUGCAAUCAUUAGAACUCCAGUUAAAGCUGAAUCACCCAGAAUCAUCACAGCUGUUUGCAAAAUUGUUGCAGAAAAUGACAGACCUCAGACAGAUUGUAACAGAACAUGUGCAGCUGUUGCAAAUUAUAAAGAAGACGGAGACAGAUAUGAGCCUUCAUCCACUCCUACAAGAAAUUUACAAGGAUCUGUAUUAAGAGUCAUCAGAUUUCUAAUGCAUUAACAUAAGUACGUUCACCAACUUGCACUAUUUCUUUUAAGGGAAAAUAUUACAUACCUAAGAAAUUACUGUGAAAGAAAAGAGACAGAGCUUUACUAUUAUAGAUCUAUUUUAUGCAUAUUGUUUAUAAAGACACAUUUACAAUUUGCUUUUAAUAUUAAAAUGUCUAUAUCAUCAAAAUGUUGGCAGUAUUUUCCAGAUUCUUUUUUCCUGUCUUCUUUGAUAAAAUAGCUCUGCUUUUUCAACCUGAUUUAAAAUAACACUGACAUUGGAGCAAGAGUACAGUUCAGCUUCACAACAAACAAGAGUAAUUUUCCCCUCAAGGGAAGUUUUCUGAAUACUUACUGUAGUGAUGAAUCGACAAUUAUACAGGUCACUGCAUUAUUCUACAAUGCUCAAAUUAUAUAUGUCUAACUUUUAAAUAAGUGUUUUAGAAAGGUGCAAAAGGGUCCAAAUGAAAAAACAA
Messenger RNA from Candoia aspera, 2025 nucleotides. It is a transcript of the gene PPARG, whose product is annotated as peroxisome proliferator activated receptor gamma. Gene Ontology annotation, biological process: cell differentiation; fatty acid metabolic process; negative regulation of inflammatory response. The record is from RefSeq and is a predicted model, not a curated record. Gene Ontology annotation, cellular component: nucleus. Gene Ontology annotation, molecular function: DNA-binding transcription repressor activity, RNA polymerase II-specific; nuclear receptor activity; zinc ion binding. The coding region runs from base 109 to 1536 and encodes 475 amino acids. Lineage: Eukaryota; Metazoa; Chordata; Lepidosauria; Squamata; Candoiidae. The transcript has 7 exons.